GGAUCCGUCCUUGGGAUGAAACCUGUUAAAAUCUGGGAGCUUGAAGGCAAGGUAGUAGGAAUAUACUUGUCGGCCAAUUGGUUUGCUCCAUGUCGAAAGUUCAAUGAACUUCUACUUGAUGUUUACGAGCAGCUUAAGAGGCAAGGGUGUGAUUUUGAGAUCGUCUUGGUGUCUUCUGAUGAAGAUAUUGACGCGUUUAACAGUUAUCGCGCUACCAUGCCUUGGCUUUCAGUGCCAUUUUCUGAUUUGGAGACUAAAAGAGCCUUAAAUAAGAGUUUCAAUGUGGAAGCUAUGCCUUGUUUAGUUUUCUUACAGCCUAAUUACGAUGGCGUGGAUGGUGAUGAUGCUACAAUGCAAGACGGAGUUGAGCUUAUCUAUCGAUAUGGAACCGAAGCCUUUCCUUUUACUAAGGAGAGGUUGGAGACAUUGCACAAGGAACAGAAAGACAAGGAAGAAAGGCAGACGUUUCUUAAUUUGUUAACUAAUGUUGAUAGAGACUAUCUUUUGAGCAUUAAUUCUUCGUCUUACCAGGUACCCGUGACAUCUUUACAAGGCAAGACAAUAGGACUAUACUUUUCGGCACAAUGGUGCCUACCUUGUGUGAAAUUCAUCCCAAAGCUAAUCUCCAUCUACCAAAGGAUCAAACAAAACCUACCAAAAGAGGAAGAUUUUGAGAUAGUGUUCGUGUCAAGUGAUACCGAUGAAGCAUCCUUUCUCUCUUACUUUGAACGAAUGCCAUGGUUGGCGUUACCCUUUGGUGACAGGACCACCAAGGACCUUGCUAAGCAUUUUGAUGUGCGAGAGAUUCCGUGUUUGGUCAUCUUGGGUCCAGACGGUAAAACCGUGACCAAACAAGGGAGGUAUUUGAUAAACUUGUACCAGGAAAAUGCUUACCCUUUCACUGAUGCAAGAUUGGAGUUUUUGGAGAAACAAAUGGAUCAAGUAGCCAAGAGUUUGCCCAAAUCAGCAUUUCAUUUAAAGCAUCAACAUGAGCUUAAUUUGGUGUCUGAGCGUACUGGUGGUGGGCCUUUUAUCUGUUGUGAUUGUGAUGAGCAAGGCUAUGGGUGGGCUUAUCAAUGUCUUAAUUGUGGGUUCGAGGUCCAUCCCAAAUCUGUUAGGCCCAUUCAACACCCCAACACAUGAUUGAGAAAGAGAUUGAUCGAUCCGGGAAAGAAUUAUCAGUUAUGUAGAGAUGCCAUUAAAUACUAACAAAAUUUGGUGUUUCUUUCCCAUCAUCCCUGUAAAACUCAAUACGAUCAUAUAAAGAGGUUCGUGAUGUGAAUCAUUGUGGUUUGUGAUAAUAUGCUUCUCAUACAA
Spinacia oleracea (spinach) is the source of this 1317-nucleotide messenger RNA. Its product is annotated as probable nucleoredoxin 2. The record is from RefSeq and is a predicted model, not a curated record. NCBI's taxonomy places the organism in Eukaryota, Viridiplantae, Streptophyta, Magnoliopsida, Caryophyllales, Amaranthaceae. The transcript is spliced from 3 exons. Bases 16 to 1143 code for a protein of 375 amino acids.